Messenger RNA from Urocitellus parryii (Arctic ground squirrel), 4035 nucleotides. It is a transcript of the gene Hoxc6, whose product is annotated as homeobox C6. Gene Ontology annotation, biological process: anterior/posterior pattern specification; regulation of transcription by RNA polymerase II. Gene Ontology annotation, molecular function: RNA polymerase II cis-regulatory region sequence-specific DNA binding; DNA-binding transcription factor activity, RNA polymerase II-specific. Lineage: Eukaryota; Metazoa; Chordata; Mammalia; Rodentia; Sciuridae. The record is from RefSeq and is a predicted model, not a curated record. Gene Ontology annotation, cellular component: nucleus.
CUCAUUGAAAGCGAAACCUCAUUAAGACAUCCUAUCUUCCAUCAUUCAAUUUGUUGUACAUUGCAACAAUUUAAUAUCUUGAAGGAAAUAUCACUGACAUGAUUUAUCCCUCUAGCAAUCUUGCUUUGAAAUUGGGGGGGGGAUUUACUCUUUCUUCCAGCCUCUUCUACUUGUUACACCGCUACCCUCAGGGCAGAAAGGAGGCUGGCAAAUCUGAAAGAGGCUACUUGCAUCCAGGGGUGCUGACUUGUUUCCUAUUCCAGCUCUAGGGUACCCCCUCCCCUUGUUCUCUCUUCCCCCUACCUCUUGCCCUCCAGGGAAAUUGGAGCCCCAGCCAGCUGUUGGAAACCUCUGCCCAGGCAUGCCAUGAAUUCGAGGACAGCUGGAUUCAAGGGRAAAAAAAAAAGUAACUCACACACACUCGUGUCUAUGUGUACCUGUCAUAACACCCCAAAAUGAGAUAACUUCCUCUUAAAAUUCCUUUCUUAAUGUGAGCAUCCUCCUCUAUCCUUUCACCUUCCUCUCCUUGGGAAGAAGAAAGUGUAGUCUAAAGGGAGAAACCUUUAUAAUUAUGGGGAUCUUUCUCCUAUCCACCCUUCUAAAUGCCAACCAAUUUUCUUCCUUUCUGAAGGAUGGGGUCUGGAUAUUUUUUACAGCCAAUACAAAUCGUCUUGUAGUAAGACUCUUCAACCCCCUAAAGAGGUUCAUGUAUUAACUAACAUGUUGACUGCACCAGCUCCUAUACACUGUCUGCUUUUGGGUUUGAAACUUUAUUUUUCCCCCCUAGCGACACUCCAGGGAAACCUUAACGUUACAGAAGAUGAAUAAAUGAGUUUUUUUCCCAGCGUAGUCCCGUUUAUGGCUUUAUUGCUACCCAUUGAUUACUUCGCUUUGUUACACAGAAGGAAAAGAUCAUAAAAUCCGGCGACAUCCGGGUUCUUGUUAUAGCCAGUUACCGCCCCCCCCCAAAAAAAAGUGAGGGGGAAAAUAUAAGCUUUCACUGAUUCCUGCAUACGCCCACCACCCAUUUUUUUGUCAACUGAAAGCAGUUUUAGCCUAUGUCGCCAUAUCAAAUUAGGUUUGAAUUAAAAAGGGGCAAACCCCCUUCUGCACACCUUCGUAGUUUCAGUUCGCCAACUGCGGCUGUCUCAAGCCUCUGACCCAGCUGCAUUUUUUUCUAACCAUCUCUUUCUUCCUCUCAGCUCCAAGGUGGGGAGAAAAAGGAGGGAAAGCCUGCUGAGAGUCUGGGGUGACUGGCACUUGGGAAAGAGUUCCCCAGGACCUCUUUGCUAGAAUCCUCAGGCAUCAGAACUCAGGUCCAGGGGCGCCUCCCGUGGCAGGGCAGUGAAUCCGGAGCGGGUAGGGGUUUCUGACUUGUGCAGGGGCUUGAGCUUCAAGAAGCUAACUGUUCAUUAGAGCCCCAGCAGUCUUCUCUCCUCUUCCAGACUGGAUCCUGUGUGAAUUACCCCACCGGCCCUCGCUGGCUUCAAAUCAUAAAUUCUCACCAACAUAAACAGGAGUUGAUGUCUCUAGAAAGAAGACUCGGGAGUUUUCUUUCUUCUCUUCCCUUCUCUCAUCUCUCCCACUUUUUACUUCUUUAUCUCCUUUUUCUAUUGUAUUUUUAUACAUUUUCCUUUUUAAGCAAAAAUGUUGCUAGUAUUUCCUCAGAAAGGGUCCUGUGGAGGAGGCAGAAGGGGGAUAGGAGGCAGAGGAGAACAGAUGCGUGCUUCCUUUGCCAACUUAACUGUUCCCUGCAAUCUCAGUCUCACCUCUUUAAACCUAAUUGCUCUCCACAUUCCUCUAACCCAAGACUCUCAGCCACUCUCUCUUUCCUCUGGGAACCAUGUUUUAUGAAAUUCCUUUUUCCUUUUGAUUUUUUAAAAUUAUUGGACAAAAAUAUAGCAUUUUAGUGAUGGAGACUCACCCCAUGGAGUGUCAACCAAGAUUUCUUGUAGGAUUUCUGAGAGCCUUCUCUGAGCUGGGAGGGAAUUCCUCCCAUGAAGAAAACAGAAUGUAAUUUUAGAAGGGGGAAGAUAUAAAAGAUGAAAUCAGGUUGAAAAUACAGAGAUUUCUCUGGCCCAGGCUCUGGCCACAGCAGAGCAAAGUUAUCUGGGUCUGAGAGAUUUCCUGGGAGUACAUCUCUCCUUCCCUGGGUCCUAAGGUCCUGUUUAUGAACAUGCACCCCCUGCUUCACCCCCAAACCAGUUCUCCACAUAAAUAUUUUUAAAAAGAAAUCCAAGUCUUACUUUCAAAUCACACACUUAGUCUCAACUAGGGAAUCAACAGAAGCAGAAGCGAUUUUUUUCCCCCUUCUUGACAUCUGGCUUGCGAUUGGCUGGAAGGGGGUCAGCUGACUUUGUCAUUUUGUCUGUCCUGGAUUGGAGCCGUCCCUAUAACCAUCUAGUUCCGAGUACAAACUGGAGACAGAAAUAAAUAUUAAAGAAAUCAUAGCCCGACCAGGUAAAGGCAAAGGGAUGAAUUCCUACUUCACUAACCCUUCCUUAUCCUGCCACCUCGCCGGGGGCCAGGACGUCCUCCCUAACGUCGCCCUCAAUUCCACCGCCUAUGAUCCAGUGAGGCAUUUCUCGACCUAUGGAGCAGCCGUUGCCCAGAACCGGAUCUACUCGACUCCCUUUUAUUCGCCACAGGAGAAUGUCGUGUUCAGUUCCAGCCGGGGGCCGUAUGACUAUGGAUCUAAUUCCUUUUACCAGGAGAAAGACAUGCUCUCAAACUGCAGACAAAACACCUUAGGACAUAACACACAGACCUCAAUCGCUCAGGAUUUUAGUUCUGAGCAGGGCAGGACUGCGCCCCAGGACCAGAAAGCCAGUAUCCAGAUUUACCCCUGGAUGCAGCGAAUGAAUUCGCACAGUGGGGUCGGCUAUGGAGCAGACCGGAGGCGCGGCCGCCAGAUCUACUCGCGGUACCAGACCCUGGAACUGGAGAAGGAAUUUCACUUCAACCGCUACCUAACACGGCGCCGGCGCAUCGAGAUCGCCAAUGCGCUCUGCCUGACCGAGCGGCAGAUCAAAAUCUGGUUCCAGAAUCGCAGGAUGAAGUGGAAAAAAGAAUCUAAUCUCACGUCCACGCUCUCAGGGGGCGGCGGAGGGGCCGCAGCUGACAGCCUGGGCGGAAAAGAGGAAAAGCGGGAAGAGACAGAAGAGGAGAAGCAGAAAGAGUGACCAGGACUGUCCUUGCCACCCCUCUCUUUCCUUCUCCCUUUGCUCACCCCAACUCUCCCCUAAUCACACACUCUGUAUUUAUCACUGGCACAAUUGAUGUGUUUUGACUCUUUAAAGCAAAAUUAGGGAGUCAAACGUGGACCUGAAAGUCAGUUCUGGACCCCCUCCCUCACCGCACAACUCUUCACCAUUGGCCUCCUCCUCCUCCUAGCUCCCUCGCUAGCUCCUUCUCGGCUUGUCUGCAGGCCCCUUUCCCCGCCCAGGCCUUGGGGGCUCUCAGCCCUGAGCCUUGCUUCAGACUCCACAGAUCUCCCUCCACAUGAGGACAUGACUCCCCCCACCAGUCGCUUGACGUCCCCCACCCCCGCGCCCAGAGCGGGCUCCCGGGCCUGGGGCCUCUGUUCCCGGGCCUUAGGGCCCGGCCUGGCAGCCCGGGAGAGCCGGAGGCCCAAGGAGGGCGCGCCUGGGCCCCACAGCAACCCCCAGGGCCUCCCCGCAACCCCUGUCCGGCCCCUCUGCCCCAGCAAAUGCCCAGCCCAGGCAAAUUGUAUUUAAAUAUUCCUGGGGGUCAUUAUGGCAUAUUACAAACUGUGACCGUUUCUGUGUGAAUAUUUUUAGCUGUAUUUGUGGUCUCUGUAUUUAUAUUUAUGUUUAGAACCCUCAGUGUUCCGAUCUCAUUUUAAAAAAAGGGAAAAAAGAGGGAAAAUUACAAAAAAAGAAAAAAAGUGAAUGACAUUUGUUUAGCCAGUAGGAGAAAAUAAAUAAAUAAAUCCCCUCGUGUUACCCUCCUGUAUAAAUCCGACCUCUGGAUCCGUUCUCGAAUAUUUAAUAAAACAUAUUAUUUUUAAAAGUU